Molecule: messenger RNA, 1244 nt
Organism: Chenopodium quinoa (quinoa)
Lineage: Eukaryota; Viridiplantae; Streptophyta; Magnoliopsida; Caryophyllales; Amaranthaceae
Product: transmembrane protein 230-like
Exons: 3
Coding region: 250-561 (103 amino acids)
Cellular component (GO): endomembrane system
Source: RefSeq, a predicted model, not a curated record
UGAUUAGCUCAAUUAAAAUGUCUAUCCGAAGGUGGUGAUUUUACACUAUACCAGACUUCUGUUCAAAGGAACGACUUUGGCAACUACGCAAUAAGUAUAACCAACUCUUCUCCAAAAUUCCUCUUUUACUUUCUUCAAUCUUCAUCAUCUACCACUUUAAUUACCAACAACAACAAUUUAAGGUUCGAAAGAAACGUUUCAUCUUCUGCAACAUCGAAAAAAAACUCGAGCUUGCAAAAACUGUUAACAAUGGCGUAUGUUGAUCAUGCUUUCUCCAUUACCGAUGAAGAUAUUAUGAUGGAUAACUCUUAUGCAAUCAACAAUAAACCCCCUAUUAAAGAGAUCGCUCUCGCAGUCUCUCUACUCGUUUUCGGUGUUGUCGGCAUCGUUCUUGGGAUUUUCAUGGCUGUUAAUCAUAUCGGUGGUGAUCGAGCUCAUGGGCUAUUCUUUGCAAUAUUAGGGGCGAUCUUGUUCUUACCGGGUUUCUAUUACACAAGGAUUGCUUACUACGCGUACAAGGGCUACAAGGGUUUUUCUUUCUCUAACAUUCCUCCUGUUUAGAGGAUCCUUGACACUCCAACGUUGGUAUUGACACUUUUCUGGGACUCUGGAUCAGAAGCAUGGGGAAUGUUAUAAGUAGCUGAGUUUGACGGUGCACAUAUUCACAUCUGAGUUGAGUUUCCGAGUCCAAAUAACAUAGGUCAGCAUCGAUUGGCCCUGGGAAUAUACAGUGUACUCUGAGCAAUUUUCUUCAAAAGCUGGACUGUCCUUGGAAAUUUGCUUUUGUGUUUCCUGCAUUCACCAUUAGGCUAAUCAUAUUUAGUUAUUUACUUUCUUUGUUGUAAAUGCUCCCCAUUUGUAUCAUAAAACAUAUUCUUCCUUUAUCUCAUUACAUUUGGAUUUCUCAAAAGCCUGGUAAAGUGGCUGGUAGACUUCUGGUCACAGUCGAGGACUUUGUUAAUUGCAGUGUUAGCUUUGUUGUCUUAUUGAACAUGGAAAUGCCACACUACCACUAAUCUUCUAUACAGCAUAUAUGGGUUUGCAUGUGAAGUUCUUUGCUGCAAGUUUUAGGCUUUUAGCUUUUUUAUAAUAGGCAUGUAGAUAAAUGAAGUUUUGGAUGACCUUGAGCUUCUCAUGGGAAUUCUAUGCCUUGGAAACAAAUGCUAGUGUAGGAGACUUCUUGGGAAUGAUAUAUAAUGAUGUAAAGUGUGAUAAUCAAUUAAUCAGUAGGCUAUUUCUUCUCA